Messenger RNA from Lytechinus pictus (painted urchin), 1359 nucleotides. RefSeq names its product methyltransferase-like protein 27. NCBI's taxonomy places the organism in Eukaryota, Metazoa, Echinodermata, Echinoidea, Temnopleuroida, Toxopneustidae. Gene Ontology annotation, molecular function: S-adenosylmethionine-dependent methyltransferase activity. The coding region runs from base 5 to 712 and encodes 235 amino acids. The record is from RefSeq and is a predicted model, not a curated record. The transcript is spliced from 5 exons.
CAUUAUGGUUGACCACACGAAUGAUCACGAAUAUGAUCUCCAUCAGUCGGCCUGUCCGUCUGUGGAUAGGCUUAAACUUAUUACGGCUUGCAGGGAUAUGGAAGCAAAGAAGAAGCUUUAUAGCAAAUGGGCUUCAUUCUAUGACGAGGACAUGGACGUCCUUGGCUAUCAAGGGUACGGUGUCAUGGGUAAAAGGGUUACCGAUCUUAUUACAGAUAAGGAAGCGAAGAUCUUGGACAUUGGAUGUGGAACUGGACGUUUCGGAUUAGAGCUGCACUCACUUGGGUACACCAAUAUUCACGGUGUAGACGGGAAUAACAAUUUCUUGGAGAAAAGUCGCAAGAGACAUGUUUAUACCAACCUUAAACAAUGUUGGUUUGGCGCAAACGUCAUUUCACCCUAUGAAAAUGGUGCUUUUGAUAUCGUAGUAGCUGUGUCCUCAUUUGGACCUCUAGUACUGGAUCAUAGUGCAUUGCCAGAGAUUGACCGUCUGACUCGAACAGGUGGAUAUUUCAUCCUGUUCAUACGGAAAUCAAGUCUAGAGAUGGAGGAUGAAAUAUUCAAUGUCAAGUCAGUCUUUGACGAGUGGAUCGCGAGUGGAAAAUGGGAGCGACUUGGCGACAUCAGCUCGGUUUACUACUCUGGAACGGAUGACGAGUCGGAGCAUGAUGACCGUUUAGUUGAGCAUGAGGGCGUUAUCGUUACCCUAUAAGAAAACAGGCAAUUGAGUAACCAUUUGAGGUGCAUUUGUUUUGAACAUGUAGAAUGCAGAAUACACUAAAUAUACUAUAGUGUAAUUACAGCCUAUCGGAAAUAGACGAUUUGCAAUUAAUAGGCUUACGUAUUUAAUCAAUAUGUUAAGUAAAACUACCGGGGGAAAUGGUAUAGUAAUUGUUUAUUUAGCCUAUAAUAUCGAAUUUGUCUUCUGUAAUAAAUGCAGUAUAAAUACACCGACUUUGAUAACAAGAGCAGCAGCUGUUCCUGCACAAUUUCCAAAAUUUACAUUUUAUUUGUAAUGAGAUAUUGCCUAAUUAACUCGCCAAAUGCAUAUAUAUCCCAUCUUCUGUUGGCUGAGACCUCAUUGUGUGAUUGAACCUUAGUCGGAUCCCCAACUUUUUAAUUUCUUCCUUUGUUAUUUUUAAGCGCGUGUAUCACUAAGUACCCAAUUAUUUCUAUAGUUUCAAGGGGGGUCCAAACUGUACAAGCAUUGCUUUUAGUGGACCCCUCAUUUUUAUUACUGUAUGCUUUCAUUGAAAAUAUUAAUCUUUAUUUGUAUCUGAUUUAUAUUACUUUGUAUUAUGUUUGAAUGGAAAUUUAAUGAAAUAAAGGAAUUAAAUGAAUCAGUUCACUAUAUACUGU